GCAUCCUGCAGAGGAGAAGCGAAUGUCAUAAUGGCGGUAAAAUGACUUGGAAUCCAGUUAAACCCUUCAUCUGCCUAUGUAAAGAGGGGUACGAAGGAGAGCUUUGUGAAAAAGGUAACACAUGGUAUCCCAGAAAGAAUGCUCCCUAUAUACUAGUCAACAUUUACGACCUUCUUAAACGAUUGUCAGAUACAUGUCAGCCUAACUGACUCUUUCUAAACUUGUAUACUUUUAUUAUUUUACCAGACACCGAUGAAUGUUCCGAGAAAUCGAAAAAUAAAUGUGACAUGAACGCAAAUUGUACUAACACUCCAGGUUCCUACAAUUGCCUGUGCCACACUGGAUUCUUGGGAAAUGGAAAAAGCUGUAGAGGUAUGUACGUAACCGGUCGGGGCGGGCAACAAUUUUCACUUUGAAGCAAAAAAAUAAGUAGAGAUUUUACGUUAAAAAUAAUUUAAGCUGCAUGCAGAGUUCUGAACCGAUUGAAGCCCCUUGAUCACAUAUUUAGGUGAUGAUAACAAACAGCAGCGGUGUCCAGGAGAUACAACUAUGAACUACCGGCUAAAAACUCAAAGUGAACGAAUAUCCUUGAAAUAAAUUAAAUGAGUGUCAGAUAAAUGUCAUUCUGACUGAUAUUCCUAAAUUUGAUUAAUUUUAUUAUUUUACAAGACAUCGACGAAUGUUCCAAGGAAUCAACAAAUCAAUGCAACUCAAACGCAGAUUGUUUCAACAUUCCUGGUUCGUACAACUGUAGUUGUUCUACCGGAUAUAGAGGAUGGAAACUAAUUUGUACAGGUAUAAAAUAUUUUAAAAUUGGAUCUUCGCACGUGUUUUAAUUUUCGACACUAUAUUUCGAUAAAAUUGCACUUCCUUUAGGCAAUCAACAUU
Messenger RNA from Paramuricea clavata, 888 nucleotides. The record is from the annotation of a GenBank genome assembly. NCBI's taxonomy places the organism in Eukaryota, Metazoa, Cnidaria, Anthozoa, Malacalcyonacea, Plexauridae.